AUGGGCGGCAAUCAAUCGACUAGCGAAUCAAAGGAACCAAUUGCUGAAUUGAGUGCCGACUAUCAAGAGUUGGAUCUAUCGACAUUCAAGUUGAAUAUUGUCAAGACAAAUACAAGCUCCGAGCUUACGAUAGGAAAUCGUCGAAUGAUUAUACUUGAUGGAUUGGAUAAAAAGUUUGAAUUUACUGAAGAGUCGGGGAAUGUACAUCGUAUACAUCAUGUAAUGUUUGGUAGUGAUGAUGAGAAGAAGGAGGCCAUUUUGGUCUUGUUGAAUAUGAUGAAUUCGUUAAAGUUUUUCCAAAUGCAAAACAAGGCUGGGAAAUCGUUUAAUACUAGUGGUUCUGAUGCUGGAACAACAAUCACACUUCAAAACGGAAAGAAACGAGUGGAGGUCAAAAUGACAGAAAGAACCGCCUUGAAAAACAAAGCUCAUGAACCAAACUUUAAACAAAUUGAAGAACAAGCCGAAAGAUGGAUCAGCAGUCAAAUUAGCAAAAAGUCACAAUUUCGCUCUGUAACUGUGACAUUUUCUGCUGCCUUGAUCAAGUACUUUUUGGAUGAAUUGGAUAGUGGCUUGCAACUCAUGUAUACAUUGCCAAACACUCGUGUAAAUUUAAAGACUUGUAUUUUAACAUCAUCGACCAAUAUUGCGGAAACAAAAGUGGAAAAUUUAACACUUCCAAACUGUGAAGUAAUUUUAAGUGUUGGAAAAUAUUCAAUGGUCUCAUUUGGAGAUGAUUCUGGUAAAUUGACUGCUCCACAAGCUGUCAACUUGACUGGUGUUUCUAGUUUUUCUUUGGAUAUUUCUAGUGACAAGAAGAGUCUUGUAGUUAACCUUUAA
Naegleria gruberi is the source of this 840-nucleotide messenger RNA. RefSeq lists its product as uncharacterized. The record is from RefSeq and is a predicted model, not a curated record. The coding region runs from base 1 to 840 and encodes 279 amino acids. The transcript is spliced from 2 exons. Lineage: Eukaryota; Heterolobosea; Eutetramitea; Acrasida; Naegleriidae.